UAUCCAGCCAGGGAAUCCCCUGGUCUGAGACAGUAGAGAAAAGACAUGGCAUCUCCAUGGCUGUCAGGCUGGGGCUCCCUGCUCUUGCUGUGCAUGCUGGGCUCUGUAGUGCAGUCUGAGCCCACCUACAAGACCCUGUACUUUGAGCAGAAGAUUGACCACUUUGGCUUCUAUGAGGACUCCACUUUUAACCAGCGUUACCUUGUCUGCUAUAUACACUGGAGAAGACCUGGGGGCCCCAUCCUCUUCUAUACCUGGCAAUGAAGGCGACAUCACCUUGUUCAGCAAUAAUACAGGCUUUAUGUGGGAUGUAGCUGAGGAGCUCGGAGCCAUGAUAGUGUUUGCGGAGCACCGUUAUUAUGGCGAGUCUAUGCCGUAUGGUAACCUGUCCUACAGCGAUCCCAAGUACUUGAAUUAUCUGACCUCGGAGCAGGCUCUGGCAGACUUUGCAGUUCUAAUCCGGUCCAUCAAAGAAACUGAUGGUGCCCAGGAUAGUGCAGUGAUCGCCAUCGGGGGCUCGUAUGGAGGGAUGCUGGCGGCCUGGCUCAGAAUGAAGUAUCCUCAUGUUGUAGUGGGGGCUCUUGCUGCUUCUGCCCCCAUUUGGCAGUUCGAAGAUUUGGUUCCCUGUAAUCUGUAUUAUCAAAUUGUGACCAACGACUUCAAAAAAAGCGGGGCGGGAUGCGCCGAAAGUAUCACCAAGUCCUGGUCAGCCAUAAAUCGCAUGUUUGAAACUGAUGACGGCAUUCGAUGGUUGUCCGGCGCGUUUCACUUGUGCUCUCCUCUGAAGUGUCAGAAUGAUGCUGCGGACUUUAAAAACUGGUUAAGUGAGACCUGGGUGAACCUGGCUAUGGUGGACUAUCCCUAUCCGGCCAACUUCUUGGAGCCUCUGCCAGCCUGGCCUAUCAAGGAGGUUUGCAAGUAUUUGAGAAAUCCAAACCUGGAUGACAAAGAGCUGCUGCAGAACAUCUUCCAGGCAAUUAAUGUAUAUUAUAACUACACUGGAAACACCCCGUGUCUCAACACCUCUCAGACGGCUGUCGGGAGCCUGGACGACCUUGGCUGGAGUUAUCAGGCUUGCACAGAAAUGGUGAUGCCGUUCUGCUCUGAUGGGGUCACAGACAUGUUUGAGCCUCAGAAGUGGAAUUUUGAGGCUUUUUCGGAUGAGUGUUAUAAACAAUGGGGCAUCAGGCCUCGUCCCGAAUGGAUCACAUCAGUUUAUGGUGGGAAGAACAUCAGCGCUGCUAGCAACAUCAUCUUCAGCAAUGGUGAUCUAGAUCCGUGGUCAGCCGGUGGCGUCAAGCAGAGCCUCAGCGACUCCCUAAUCGCCAUCCUCAUCAAGGACGGGGCUCAUCAUCUGGACCUGCGCUCUAAUAACGCUUAUGACCCCAAGUCUGUGAUUGAAGCGCGGGCCUUGGAGGUGUCCUAUAUGAAGAAGUGGAUUAAAGAGCACAGUCAGCAAGUGAACGGAGUUUAAUGGGUCUUCGCAUCUGGUGGACCAUGUCUGAAACUUCUCGGAAUAUGAUGGAUGACAGAACUUUCCUUGUCCCCUGCUUAUCUUUCCUGCAUGGAAAUCAAAAGCUUUCAUCUGUUGGAGGCUGCAGGACAUUGUGUGUACAUCAAAUCAAUUGACAGCAUAUCUAUGGAAGGGACUGACAUUGGACCUGAAGGGCAUCUUGGCAUUUUUGCUCCUUUCUUAAAACUGUCUAUACAUUCCAUAUUAAGGACAGGAAAUAUAUUUUUUUUUUUUUUUUUUUUGGGCAUUUGGUGGCUCCUUUUUCAAAUGCCAGUUUAGGGCAUGGUUACCUAACGGUAGAACACUCCAUAUCCACCCCAACACCACCACUCACAACUCCCAUAUUUAGAAGCACAGCCUUGAGCCUCUGUCUGAAACCUGGAUUAUGAGGCAGGGUUGUCAGAAUCGGUCACUCCCUGGCACCAUUUUUGGUGCCGACUCCACUCUGCUGCACUAAGUUCCCGGCUCUUAUAAAGCACCACCUCUGAGGAUUAGGAAUGGUUUUAUACAGAUCGGACACACUAGUUUUUUUUUUUUGUUAAAGAAAUUCUCCACUUAAAUUUAAUUUAGAAAAAUCAUUUUUUUGUUGAACCUCUCAGAUGCAACAGUAAAAAGCCACCACGGCAUGGAAGCGGUUAGACAAUGUUACCCCAUUGACACCUCUGUGACAUGAUUGUGGGGUGCCAGUGAGUUUUCUUGGUAGGUAGGGUCUUAAAGGGGUUGUCUCACUUCAGCAAACGGCAUUUAUUAUACAGAGAAAGUUAAUACAAGCCUCUUAUUAAUCUAUUGUGAUUGUCCAUAUUGCUUCCUUUGCUGGCUGGAUUUAUUUUUCCAUCACUUUAUGCACUGCCUGUUUCCAUGGUUACGACCACCCUGUAAUCCAGCAGCGGUGGUCGUGCUUGCACACUAUAGAAAGUGGCCGGAAGUGCGCAUAAGCCAGAGCUUUUUCCUAUAGUGACCAUCGCUGAUGGAUUACAGGGUGGUCGUAACCAUGAAAAUGAGAAGAGUAUAAUGCGAUGGAAAAACGAAUCAAUCCAGCAAAGGACCGUGCAUUAGUAAGUGCCUUAUAUUAACUUUAUCUACAUGAUACAUGCCAUUCGCUGAGAUGGCACAAUCCCUUUUAAUAGAGACCCCCAGGUCUGCCAUUUUUGUAUGUUUCGAUUAUACCCUACUGCAAUGAAAACUACAGUUUGUCCCAUUGAAAAAUGAACCCUAACACAGCUCCGUCAACAAAAAGUUAUGCUGGUUAUGGACCUCAGAACACAAUGAUACAGAAAUGAGAAAAUCAUUGACCAGGUCCUUGUGGCGCUACUUUCCUCAACCUUCGCAGGUAGCAUGGUCUCAGUAUAACACAAAGGUGGACAAUUAAAUUAUUCCUGACCAGACUGCUAUACAGCGUUGAGGUUGUCGAGCAGUAUAUCCCUAGCUACCGUUCCGGCUCAAAUUACUCAAGUCUUCAGCUGAAGAAUGAAUUGGCGCUCAUCUGAGGAGGCCUUCUAGUAUUGACCUCACACUUUUCUCCAUCUCCUACUGUUGUAUUAAUCAGAUAUUUUUUUUUAAAUACACAGUGGUGGAGCCAUUGAGGUUGAGUUUGGCAAGCAGUUUCUCUCUAGCAACUGAGAACGACGCCAAUUCAUUAUUAAACUGGAGGGUACGGAAGCCUGCUAGUAUUGAUAUCACACUUUUCUCCAUCUCUUACUGCCGUACUAAUCAGAUUUUUGUAAAAAUGCAUUGAGGUGAAGAUGUCCUUUUAAUAGAAGAUCUUGAUGUGAUCUGUUUCGUCAUGCUGGUCCUCCUGUACAUUAUUUUUUUUAUUUUAGAUAUUUUUUCUCUCCCCAGCAAGCUGUACACUCCAAGACUGCUGAUUAUUGGGUAUACAGACCAAAAACAUCAUUAGUGCAGAUGUAUAAAAAAAAAAAAGGUAAUUUCUUACAAAUUGUGCAAUUUUUUUUCUUUUAAAAAAAACCAAAAACAAACCUGUCUUCAACACGCAGCAUGUUUCUUGCAACCACAUUUUGUUUUGUCAAGGCCAAUAGUUUUACUGUGGGAUGUGCAUAAAAUUUACUUGGGUUCCUCAGAAUUUUAGCCUGAAUUUUCCAAAAAAUCCUUGACAGGACUACGCUAUUUUUGUUAAGAACCGUCCAUCAACAUGACAACUAUGAAAGAUAUAUUUAUGAAACUAAAAACCUCUGUGUACUGUGGUGGGUGCGACAUGCCGUAUACUUCAUUGCUUUUACCCUGAAUGGGAGGCACACGAUGCCCCAACCCUCUCCUGUAAUGUAAUAUAUCUGUGAUUUGGGACUGGAUCCUAUCGUAUAAGAAUUUAUUUUUUGGGUAAUUUUGUCAGAUCUGAAAUAAAACCACAAGUAUCCGGUUUACAUGAUUGGUUUGAUACUGGGCAAUAAAUCUGAAGUUUACUUUA
Molecule: messenger RNA, 3935 nt
Organism: Bufo gargarizans (Asiatic toad)
Lineage: Eukaryota; Metazoa; Chordata; Amphibia; Anura; Bufonidae
Gene: PRCP
Product: prolylcarboxypeptidase
Exons: 9
Coding region: 173-1474 (433 amino acids)
Biological process (GO): proteolysis; angiogenesis involved in wound healing; negative regulation of systemic arterial blood pressure
Molecular function (GO): dipeptidyl-peptidase activity; serine-type exopeptidase activity
Source: RefSeq, a predicted model, not a curated record